Molecule: messenger RNA, 6465 nt
Organism: Eriocheir sinensis (Chinese mitten crab)
Lineage: Eukaryota; Metazoa; Arthropoda; Malacostraca; Decapoda; Varunidae
Product: facilitated trehalose transporter Tret1-like
Exons: 7
Coding region: 3986-5557 (523 amino acids)
Biological process (GO): transmembrane transport
Cellular component (GO): membrane
Molecular function (GO): transmembrane transporter activity
Source: RefSeq, a predicted model, not a curated record
GUUCUAUAAGUCAGCGUGUAUAGUAAACCAAAAACAAAUACACUUAAAACACACAAACACAAACGCAAAAAUACACACAGGCACACACAAAAAAAACGCACACGAAACCCACAGACAAAACUAACACAUUUAAAUACAUACAGGAACACAAACACAAACACAGACAAAACAAGCACACUUAAAACACACACAAACACAAACACAGACAAAAUAAGCACACUUAAAAAACUCAGGAACACAAGCACAGACAAAACAUAAACACAAACACAGACAAAACACAUACACAUAUCAAGCCAUUCCCUCAAGGUUAUUAGCUGCCUCGGAGCAGCAAACUACGUGAAUAUCUUGCAUUGUAUCUAUAGCCACCGCACAUUAAAUCGCUCCAGAACCCCACCCCCUCCUUAACCUUCCUUCCAUUGUAACAUUGGGCCAGAUUCUUAAACAUUUCGGCGACCAAGCACAUAUAUUUGACGCUUUCGUAGGAGUUUUGGGCAUUUCCAUGGGUAGUUUAUUGACCCUCGUGGUAGUUUGACCCUCCUUCUGUACCAUGAACCUACGAUAACACUCAUGAUAACCUGAUUAACCUCCUUUUCGGCCUCAGGAAAUAGUUGAUGUGAGAAGCGGUAGCGUCGGAGAAUACCAAUCUUUGACUCCUAAUACUAAUAAUAAUAUCAGCUCCGCGGGACUUCAGGACCAACUUAGUGUGAAUGACUAUAGUGUGGUUUGCACGUGCUCUUGUAUGGUUCCCUAGCCACUUAGUAACCACUAAAUACCACAACAUGAGCUUCUGUAUAUCUUGGAUGCAGGAAAAGAAGUAAAGAAAUCCGGUGAGUCAUGUGGUUUGGCGCUCUUAAUUAGAAGCAAUUACGUUGGACCGCAGACUGAGCGAAAACAAUGUUUCUCGCCAGAUUAUUUUUAAACAUCUUAGUAGUUUUAAUGUGUUGUGCGUGUUAGGUAUUGUGUAAUGUGGCUAGUGUUAUGUGGCGUCUUAAGGGGGUACGCGACACCUUGGGGGGGUGUUUUGGUCUAAAUAUAGCAUUUUGCAAAACUGGGUGAAAAACGUUCUUAUACCAUCUAGAAAUAAUCCCCGAGCAAUGUUUUCCUCGUAGCGCAUAUUUUAAAUGUCUGGCGCGGGUUUAAAUGGACCGAGUUAAAGGUAAAAUUUUAUCUUUUUUUUAUCGCAGAAAAUCUAAAAUCAAUCAGAUUUACGUGAAAAGUUCUGGAAAUGUUGAUUGUACAAGUAGCUAGGGACCCAUGAUUAGAUAGUGUUGAUAGGGAAAAGGAGAUAGGAGUAUUAAGAGGAAAGAGUGACACAAAACAAGAUUUUUCGCGAUGUUCGACGAACAUAAUAAAAGAAAUACCAUUCUGCCUAACUAUAUGGGAAACUUUCAGAAUAUUUCAAUAGGACUAUUCACAGCCAAAAAAUGAAAGUGAUUGGUUAUGUAUUAAUGGUGCUGUGUAAUUUUGUGUCGCUACACGUAUACGCACAUGUAUACGUAUAAGUAUACAUACAAGUAUACAUACAUUGUUCUGGGUCUUACAAAAUGUAGGCAACAUAGAUGCCUACUUACCUGUAAAGUUUCAUCGCAAUACCCCAGAUAGUUUAGUUAAAUGACCUCAGGUGUCCCGUUGUAAAAUCUCAAAUCCCAUGUUAAAUUCUUUAUGUUCUAAGUGUAUCUCUUCCCCUAUUUCCGGGCCGAUUUCUUUCAUUCAAAAAGCAUUUUAAUCAGGAAGAAUGGGUGAUUAACGUUUGCUAUCGUUUGGGUUUAUACAAUAGUAAGAAAUAUUUUUUAAAGUUCGAUGAAAUAAUUUCUUCUUUUGACAUAAUAAUUAUGAAUAUUUUUCAAAAAUCAAAAUCAACUUCAAACAAUAGUUUCGAUAGCAAACCCUAUUCCUUACACAUACUUUCAUAAGCUGCAGAAGGAGAUAUGUGUAUAACAAAAAGUGCAACGGAGGAGAAAUUUUAUAAAGUGCAAAAUCAUGGUUUUCAGACAUCAAGCGAUGAAGUUUAAAUGUUUUUUGUAUUAUACCUAUUCUAACUAGGGAUUUGAAAUCCACAGGAUAUAUACAUCAGGAUAUGAAGAAAAUGCAGACAUGGUUUCAUUAACUUACUUUCAUUGGAUGUGUACACAGGCUGCUUUGUUUACCCAUUGUUACGUCUUUUUUACUGGGUCACAAAUCCAUGUACUCGAAAUUGACCAUAUUUCAAAGUAAAAACCAGUCUUCUACUGUGUAAAAUCAAUAAAAUGUAAUUAAAAAGACAUCUGAGGGGGAUACAUAGAGUGUUUUGUUGGAUUUAUGAAAAACAUAUUAUGUAAAUCAAUUUUUCACGGAUACUAGGAGGAGGAGGUAGGAAGACACCUACCGAAACGGGCGCAAGCCACUCCCGGUGAGGUAUAUAUGGGAAGUGAGGAGGGUACUGAAGCCCUCCAAAGACCCUUCCCAUGUCCUCACUAACCGUUUCCCUAUUGUUUCAUCAACACCAGAGAGUAGUUCAGCAUGCUCUCUAAAGACAUAUCCUCUCUCUAUCCAUACUACACUACAUUCACACAACAUAUACACCUUUUCCCAAAAUUCAAAAUUCAAAAUGGCGCACCUUCACCCUGCCUCGGAGUCCCCGCCUGGGGGGGUGAUCACAAAUUUCCCCAGGGAAGACUCCCCUUCUGGCUGCCGACUUGAGAGGUGUCUUGAUAACUCCUCGAACCUCUUUCUUAUCAAUUUCUGUAACAUUCGCGGUCUUCGUUCUAAUUUUUCAUUCUUUGGAACACCAUCUCUCCUCCUCUAAACCUCACCUUCUCUUCCUUACCGAAAUACAGGUUUCUGAGGUUACUGACAGCAAUCUCUACCCUGUUCCCUCCUACUAUCUCUAUCCUAAAUUUCAAUCCAAAGCUGGAUGUUGCGCCUACGUGCGCAACGACAUCACCUGCUCUCAAACUACCGCCCUAUAGCUUUACUUUCCUGUCUAUCUAAAGCUUUUGAAUCAAUCCCUAAUCGGAAAAUUCAAAAGCACCUAUCCACUUCUGUCCUUCUAUCUGAUCGCCAGUAUGGGUUCCGCAAGGGGCGUUCUACUAGCGAUCUUCUUGCUCUCCUAACUGACUCUUGGUCAUCCUCGCUUAGCCGUUUCGGUGAAACUUUCUCAGUUGCGCUAGACAAAUCGAAAGCUUUUGAUAGAGUCUAGCACAAGUCUUUGCUUUCUAAACUACCCUCUUUCGGAUUCUAUCCCUCUCUGUUCCUUUAUCUCCAGUUUCCUUUCCGGCCGUUCUAUCUCUGCUGUGGUAGACGGUCACUGUUCUUCCCUUAAACCUAUCAACAGUGGUGUUUCACAGGGCUCUGUCCUAUCACCCACUCUCUUCCUGUUAUUCAUCAAUGAUCUUCUUUCCAUAACAAACUGUCCUAUCCACUCAUACGCUGAUGACUCCACUCUGCAUUAUUCAACUUCUUUCAACAGAAGACCCUCUCAACAGGAAUUACAAGACUCCAGACUGGAGGCUGCAAAACGCUUUACCUCAGACGUUGCAAUCAAUUCCGAUUGGGGUAAAAGGAACCUUGUGGCCUUCAAUGCCUCAAAAACCCAGUUUCUCCACCUAUCAACUCGACACAAUCUUCCAUACACCUAUCCCUUAUUCUUCGACAACACCCAACUGUCACCUUCUUCAACACUAAAUAUCCCCGGUCUAUCCUUAGCUCAGAAUCUCAACUUCCUCGAGGUUGGGCGUUGUCACGUAAACACUUUUGGCUGGACAGGAGGGAGAUUCCCACUUCCUCAGCCUUUCCCUUAAAAGUUUUGGGGCCGUUAAGACGGGGACGAGGAGGGGCGGAGAAGGCAGGUACGGGGAGAGUGAGGUGGAUAUGGACGAUGAAUUGGUAAAAAAAAUGAAAAGAUUAGAAAAACAGAGAGCUCAGCUCAGGUGUUCAUGUGACAACUGCCGUGACUGCACAGCCGCGGUGGCUGGACGAGAGCGUUUUCUAGGCAGGCACUGGUGGGAUGAGUGGCGCCAGAGUGGUGCUCAGCAGCAGCAAGCUCCCAUCGUCCAAUCAAGCAGCUCCCGCAGCUAUGGUGGACAACGACACAGAAGCAGCAUUGCUCUCCAAGCCUUCUAAGGAUGAGGCCUGCAAGGAAGAGGCACCAAAGAGCAUCUCGGCUAAACAUGUGGCGUUAGUGGUGGUGGUGGCCCUGACCUCCGUGACCCAGGGCACGGCGACCAAGGGCUGGACCGCCGUGCUGCCCAAGAUGCAAAACGACACUCAAACCUUCACGGUCACCGACGACGACGUGGCGUGGCUCGUGUCCAUGACGUCCAUCGUGGGCAUCUUCACCUCGCUGUGCACGGGGCCACUGGUGGAGUGGGCGGGGCCGCGGCGGGUCCUGACGGUGGCCAUGGCUGCCAGCACGGCCAUGUGGCUGCUUCUGGCCUUCCCGCCGAACAAGGCCGUGCUCUUCGUCGCCAGGGGGGGCCUCGGCGCAUGUGUCUUCAUCAUAACGACAAUUUCGUUGCCUCUCCUGGCAGAGCUGAGCCCCAGCAGGAUCCGGGGAGCCAUGACGGCCAUGUCGGAGGUUUGCGGGUCCAUUGGGUUACUUAUCGGGUACUUGAUGGCGUACCUCUUCACCUGGCAGGUGGCCACGGCGCUGUGCUCCCUCACCGCAGGACUGCUGCUGCUGCCGACGAUGCUGGUGCCGGAGUCUCCCUACUGGCUGGUGCGGCGCGGCAGGACGGAGGCGGCCAGGGGGUCGCUGCAGCGACUGAUGGGCUCUAAGGCCGCGGCGGAGGACGAGCUGUCGGCCAUCAGCAGCAUGCCCGCCGCCAGGCAGGCCUCACGAACCCAACAGUUCACGGAGCUGGCCAAGGGCCGCAACGCGCGGCCGGUGCUGCUGGUGCUGAGCUUCUUCGUGCUGCGGGAGCUGGGCGGCCGCAGCUGCAUCAUGAUGUACACGGUGUACAUUUUCCGCGAGGCGGGCGUGCAGCUGGACGCCUUCACGUGCACGGUGCUGGUGGGCGUCGCGCGCACCCUCUGCACCUGCCUGACGGCGGCGGUGCUGGACAAGACGGGGCGGCGACCGAUGCUCAUGGGCACCGCCGUGGUGGGCGGCGUGGCGCAGGGCGCGUGCGGCCUCUUCCUCUACCUGCAGGUGCCGGGGGCGUCGUGGGUGCCGCUCGCCGCCGUGCUCGUCUACGUGGCCGCCUACGGCACCGGCAUCGGCCCUAUCCCGUGGGUGUACGUGGGCGAAUUGGUGCCCUCCCCGGUGCGUUCCCUGGGCGCGUCGCUGAUCACGGCGUGCGACGCGGUGGUCGUCUUCUCCAUCAACCUCGGCUUCCUCAGGCUCAUCUCCCACAUCGGCCUCGGCGUCACCUUCAUCAUAUUUGGCGUCCUUAACAUCCUCAUUGGUGUGAUCGUGUGGCUGUUGGUUCCUGAGACAAAGGGUGUUCAUCUGCAGGAGCUGGAGCUCGCGUUUUCACGGCCCGAAGAAGCUGCCGAGGAAUCCGAGGAGCAAAGCAUGUUGGCCGCGGCUCCAGCCGAGGCGUGCAUGAAGGUCAACACCGGCACCCAAGACUGUUAAUAUGACUAGUCGUUACCUCUAUCACAUUAUUUAUGUGCAUAUACUAAAGACCUAUCAGACGCAUGUGUUCAUCAUCAUCAGAAAGUUAAUUUAAUCAGCUGUGGAACACUUGUGAGGAUCAUGGUUGCACCAUCAUGAGGAAGCUAGUUUACUGAGUCACAUCACUCACAGAGGAAUUUUAUGUAGUUGUGCUUGCAGAUCAUUUUCCGGGUGUCCUCCCCAACAAGCCCCGAGGUUGUUGGGCGCUCGUCACCAUUUUUGUGUGGAAGGGAAUGACUGUAUGGAUCUUGUUAUCGAGAUUCGCUAUCGUAAUUAUCCCAUUUCUGUAUAUAAAAACGUGCAUUUAUCGAGUCGUGUGUGUGUGUGUGUGUCUGGGUGUAUUUCACCUCUUGGUCUGCUGCGGGUCUCUUGAGACAACCAGCCGUUCCCCUACGGAAGAGCACAGAGCUCGUAGUAUCGAUCUUUGGGUAGGACUGAGACCACUCACACAACACACCGCGACAACGAGGUCACAACUCCUUGCCUGCCGUCGCGUACCUACUCACUGCUAGGUUAACAGGGGCUACACGUGAAAGAAGAUAAACCCAACUUAUCUUCAUCCGGCUUGGGAAUCAAACCCCGGUCCUUCUGGUUGUGAGCCAGACGCUCUACCCCUGAGCUACCGGGCCGUGUGUGUGUGUGUGUGUGUGUGUAACUUUCUAAGACAAAGAAUGCGGGUAUCAUGCUAAAGCUCAAUAACUGUGAUGGCGCCUUUUAUUAAUACCAUCCACACGCUUCAUUACUGUAUGCUUAUUGUGUCGGAAUCGGGAACCCUCGGGAGCCCGUGGUCUCAGAACAUCGGCUGCCGCUCGAUUUCUCAGCCCUGUGCCUUCCAUUUCAUUUAUAUAAACUUUUUAUCACCAUUCGCA